Messenger RNA from Rhopilema esculentum, 859 nucleotides. RefSeq lists its product as uncharacterized. Lineage: Eukaryota; Metazoa; Cnidaria; Scyphozoa; Rhizostomeae; Rhizostomatidae. Gene Ontology annotation, molecular function: lysozyme activity. The record is from RefSeq and is a predicted model, not a curated record.
AAUCAGAAAGCUUCCGUUUCCGAAUUUUGUGACUUGGCUUGGCUGAACAACACUGUUGUUGCGGACAGACGUCUUCCGAAACCAAGCAUUUCGAAACGACAAAAUGGCAAUGAUAAGUUUAAGCCUCAUCACUUUCUUGCUGAUCUCAGUUUGUGCUGGAGAUAGUGAUUUGAAAGUUGACGAAGGUCAGGUGACAUUUGAUGCCGAGGGAAAUGACAAUCCAAGAAGCCGAUACUUCAGUAGGAAGUUACACGUCCCAAGUGCCUGGUCUGGCAUUACUGUUGGUCGAGGCUAUGAUAUCAAAUACAAAAGGAAGAAAGUCGUUCUAAGGGAUCUCCGUGCCAUUGGUUUGGGUGAUUUGUACGCCAAGAAAAUCGCUGGUGGUGUUGGGAAGUUUGGAGGGAAAGCCAAAAAGUACAUCAAGGCCCAAAAAUUGCAGUCGUUUACCAUAACAAGAAGACAGCAAAAGAACUUGUUCAAAAUAACGUUUGCAAGAGAAAAGCGAGAAACAAAACGACUGGUGACUAAAUAUUACAAACGCAACCUGGAUAGGCUGAAUGGCAAAAUACAGGAGAUAUUGAUUGACCUGAAGUUCAGAGGAGACUUCCGACCAACGAGUAGAUCGAAUACAAUGGUUCAGCUAAAGAAAGCUGUCCAACGGAACUCUCUUGCAGAUUUCACAAAAGUCAUGUCGAACAGGCGCAUGUGGAGAAAUGUACCGUUCAACCGUUUCAUAAGUAGGAAGAACUUUUUGUUGCAUUAAAGCAACGCAAUAUAUUUGACAUAAACUGACAGUCAUUACGUAUCACAAGUAGUAGUCAAUUAUACUUUAUUUUUCAUUAAACUAUCCAGCAAUGCA